GAGCCUACAGGACGACCCAAGCAGCAAGAAGCAGCAAAAACAGCAAGCAGCUCACUCUCAGCUCGCUCCCUCACUAGCUACUAGUACUACAUAGCAGCAGCAAUGGCGCCCACCGUGAUGGCCUCGUCCGCCACCGCCGUCGCUCCGUUCCAGGGUCUCAAGUCCACCGCCACCCUCCCCGUCGCCCGCCGCUCCACCACCAGCCUCGCCAAAGUCAGCAACGGCGGCAGGAUCCGGUGCAUGCAGGUGUGGCCGGCGUACGGGAACAAGAAGUUCGAGACGCUGUCGUACCUGCCGCCGCUGACGGAGGAGCAGCUGCUGAAGCAGGUGGACUACCUGCUGCGCAACAACUGGGUGCCCUGCCUCGAGUUCAGCAAGGAAGGCUUCGUGUACCGCGAGAACUCCACCUCCCCGUGCUACUACGACGGCCGCUACUGGACCAUGUGGAAGCUGCCCAUGUUCGGCUGCACCGACGCGUCGCAGGUCUACAAGGAGCUGCAGGAGGCCAUCGCCUCCUACCCGGACGCCUACGUCCGGAUCCUCGGCUUCGACAACAUCAAGCAGACGCAGUGCGUCAGCUUCAUCGCCUACAAGCCCGCGGGCAGCGAGUGAUUAAACUGCUAGCUAGCUCCUGCGUGAGCUAAUGGCAUAUGGCUGCCUGCUGCUGCCUCUCAACCUGUUCGUUCGGUUUUGCAUCCUUGGGGUCACACACACACCUUGGUUUCUUUCUUCUUCUUUUUUUCACCUUUUGCUGCUGUUGGUUCCUUUGCUUCUAUAUAUGCUGCUGAUGUAUCCAUUGUUGGCAUCAUCCAUCUCGAUCGAUCUCUCCCCCUACAUAUACCUGCUAGAAAAAACUACUGCAACUAGCGUUGGGUGAGGAACAUAUAUGUGAAUGCAAGCUCCGGCUAUCAUGUAUGUGUAAUAUAUAUGGCAUUGGAGUUUGCUCUGGUUAUUCACAGAGCAAAGAAGUACUUAUUUACAUCCAUAUAACAUAUACUUUCCUUCCAUACAACAAUGGCUAGAAGCCAUCUUGUAAUUUUUGCUUAUUUGUUUACUUUCUUUCCCUU
Messenger RNA from Sorghum bicolor (sorghum), 1067 nucleotides. RefSeq names its product ribulose bisphosphate carboxylase small chain, chloroplastic. Bases 103 to 612 code for a protein of 169 amino acids. Lineage: Eukaryota; Viridiplantae; Streptophyta; Magnoliopsida; Poales; Poaceae. The record is from RefSeq and is a predicted model, not a curated record. The transcript is spliced from 2 exons.